Messenger RNA from Pocillopora verrucosa, 465 nucleotides. RefSeq lists its product as uncharacterized. The record is from RefSeq and is a predicted model, not a curated record. NCBI's taxonomy places the organism in Eukaryota, Metazoa, Cnidaria, Anthozoa, Scleractinia, Pocilloporidae.
CCGCGAGAAAAAAAAUCGAACCACGUAUCAAACUCGGGAACGAAUUUCAAGAAAAUGUUCUUCAAGGUGCUGUUUGUCAUUGGAAUUAUGCUCCCAGAAAUCUCUUCAGACAUUGUCGACUUAAACAGUUUGAAAUGUAAAGGACAGAACUCACCAGCCCAUGGUAGUCUGACCUGCCAUGAAGACACUGCCACUAAGGAAGUGUCGUGCACUCUGAAAUGUGACCACGGUUAUGACGUAGAAUUCCUCGCUGCUGAGCGUUAUGUGUGUAAUACUGAUGGGACUUGGAGAGCUCAGCCAUUAUCCACUGGCUCACAAUGGCCGAACUGUAAAAAGUACAGCCGUGGAGAACCGAUUCCAUGAUCGAUGAUUCAGUGAAAGUAUACGACAGGGCUGAGAGCUUCAAAUAUAACAUAACUUUAUGAAACUGACCUCAAUGACAUUAGUUCCAAAAGAUAUAAUUGC